AUGGCGGCGAGUGACCCGGAAACGGCCCAGAGACAAGUGAGCGCGUUGCGGAGCGGGAGGCUGAUGGCGGGGCGUCGGGCUCGGCUUCCUGGAGAAGGGGGCAGGUCAGGGAAACGGGGCGUUUGCCUAAGGGGUUUUGCCUGCAUGCUAAGGUGGGGCGCACAUGUGGCUCCAGAUAUGGUUGGACUCCAUCGCCCUGCAACCCCAACUUGCAUGGUUGGCGAGUGAUGGGCAUUGAAGUCUAGCAUCCCCUUGAAGCAUAUUAAUAUAUUCGUCAUCCCGUUGGAUCUGACCCAAUUCCACCGAAUUCAGUAGUGGCCGGAUAGAUGCUGCCAGGAUGCCCCUAAGGAAACUUUCCCACCUCCUGGUAUGCAGAGGCUUAAUGCGACCAUCAUUAUUAGCUGCUGCUUAUAAAUCCUUCCUUCGUGCAUUUCUCUGAUUGCCUCCUAAAGUCCACCUAGAUUUGGGCACUGCGAGGCAACGGUGCUGGAUGAGAUGGGUCUCUGGCCUGAUCCAGCAGGCUCUUCAUAUGUUCCGAUUCUGUUACACCUUGCUCCUAAGCAGCCACUGUGUUGGGGAGCCGGCUCGUGCUGACUACUGAAAACUUUGUUUAUUCCAACAACCAAAUUCUGAUUUUGUAAUUUUAACUGAUUUACAUUGCAUCAAGUUUAUUGCACACUACUUAGAAAUUAUUGUAGUUCAGCAGUAUAUAAAUAAAAUAAAAUAUUACUGCAUAAUUUUCUGUUAGACAGAAGAAAUUGAAGCCUUGUCUGCUAUAUAUGGUGAUGAAUGGUGCACCAUUGAUGAAGAUGAAAAAGUAUUCUGCAUUCAGAUUAGUGAUUGCCUGGAAAAGCCAAAGUGGAGACUCUGUCUGCAGGUAGGUUUUCCGGUAACAUAAUUGGGCUUUGAGUUUGCAACUGGAUAUCUCAGAUGGGCAUCUUUGAGCCUACUUUUGCUAUUGUCAGGAGUUGUAAUGUUGUAAAUGUACUGUAAUGUUUUAUUACAUUCUGAAAUGGUUGAUUUUGAGAGGUAUUGUUUUGUUGUUGUUGUACGCUGCUUUGAACUUGAUUCUUUUGGUGGAAAAGCAGCAUACAAAUAAAAUGAAGAAUGAAGGAAUUCUGGGUUGUGCAGUCUUUAGAGGUCAGAGCUAGCAUGGCAAUUCAGCAUUGGGGAAUGUGGUGAGGAAUGUGACCCCACCCUAUCUUGAAACUGUUGGUGCCCUACUUAAGAAUAACUAGGACUAUUCUUUAACACACAAUUGAUUUAUAAAUGAUGCAGUCAGAUAUAGGGAGACACAUCCAGCUUUAUUAGUUGUUGCCGAGUUCUGUAACUUUUAAAAAAGCAAAACUUUCUUUGUAGGUUAGGAUUUUUAUUUCUCCAAGUAUGUUUUAAUGUUGGCAAGAUAGUUCUGUGGGUUCUGUCCUUUAAUGUUUGCAUCUGUCUCACGUAUAAUGCCGAAAAAAUGGGAGAAGUAAAAUCUGUAUAUUAUGGGAGAGCCAUAAGGUACCUAAGAUACUGAUUCUGUACAUGUUUAUGCAUAAGUAAGGCUCACUUUGUGUGCAGGACUGUCAUCUAAGAAUUUAUGUACUAGUGUUUCCAGUUAUUUAAUACCUUAACAAUGUAUUGGAACUGUCCUGCAUUUCUCCUCCACCCCGUCCCCAGCUAGAUUUGGAAUGAAAAUUUCUGGCUAAUCUACUUUUAAAACUUUUCAGGUGAUCCUUCCUCCUGAAUAUCCGACAACAGCACCACCUAUUUAUCAAAUUAAGUAAGUGAUAAGUUAAUACUUUUGAAAAAAGCUUCUGUGCCUUUUGUUCCAAACUCUUAGUUUCAUAAUACGUAACCAAUCUGUGUGUGUGAUACACAGGCUUGUGUGGAGCAAGUGAGUGUGUGGUGACCAUACACACUUCAGCUUUGGAGAUUUGACCAACAGGGAAUGUAGCCCUCUGGCCAAAAUCAGCUAAUCGUCCUGGUUUAAAGGAACUCAGCAAACUCUAAAUUAUAGCAACAUAAGAGAGAAAGCAAGUGAAAAUGUGUCUCUUCCUAGUUUUUUAUUAUCAUAUUUUGUGAUAUGGGUACUGUCCCAGUAUGAAGAAGAAGGUAUAAUUGCAACAUGAUUUGAUUUUGCCAAAGCAUAUAAAAUCAUAAUCACGAUGAGGUGUUUUUAGUAUCUUGAAGUAGAAAAUGGUUUUGAAAUGAUGCAAAUAUUAAACUAGUACGUUCCCUUUUUUUAUUCUAGUGCUCCUUGGCUUUCUGGACAGGAAUAUGCGGAACUUGCAAAUUAUCUGGAAGAACUCUAUGUGUAAGUUGUACUGUUUGUAGGAAUACGAAUCAUAGAAAGAAGCAUGGGAAGCUGGAAUCUAGCAUAGUAUCUGCUUUCUGUGAAAACCAUGUUUUCACAAACCAGCGGAGAGUGGGUGCGGCUGUAUCUGUAAAUCGUAUUGAAAGGGCCACAACUUUUGAGUGCCCUGAUGAGGAGGAAGCAUAGCUGCUGCCAUGCUGCUUUUAUUGCAGUUAUUUGUAUGUUUUCAGAUUAUAUAUGUGCUUGAAUUCUGUUAAUGCUUAAUCAUUUUUUUCUAUGUUUUUAGCUAUUCUUGGUUUUAUUUGUAAGCCUCCUUGAGUCCUGUCAGAGUAAAAGGCGGGGAAUGAAUGAAUGAAUAACAAACAAACAAAUGUAAUAAUAAUAAAUGUCAUGGUUAUAUUUUUAAAAAUCCAAAUACUGUCCUGAAAUGUUUUAUACAUAAUUCCAGCAGAUGGCAGUAAUAUUGAAAAAGCAGUAUGAAGCAGAACCUUUUGCUGGAAGUGAAGAUUUAUGGAUCUUAUACAAAAUAGUACAUUCUGUUUUAGUGAGACAACUGUUAUUACAAAGCUAGGCAAAAGCCAUGCGUUAUGGUGUAACAUCACGUGGCACUUACUUCUGAGGAAGCAUGUAUAGGUUUGUACUUUCUGACUGUUCUCUCCCAAAACCUAAUGAACAAGCCAAUCUGUGUCCCUGGAAUGAAAGUGGUGUAUCACAGGAUAUUUUUACACAAGAAGGCUCCUAAACCACAUCUGAAACAUAAAGAUUUCUAUGAUGCUAUCCAUUAAAAAAGUAAUUUUAGAGUAGAUUUGUAUAUUUUGUAUCAUGCUUUUCAGACAGAAUCUUGGUGAAAGCAUCCUUUAUCUAUGGGUGGAGAAGAUACGUGAAUUUUUGAUAGAAAAAUCACAGUCUUCUGAUUCAGGUAAGCUGCUAAACGGGUCUGAGCAACCUCCGGAGCAGGUUUUGGGAACACGUGGGGAAAGGAAGAAGAAGUCCUGUUGCACACACAUAACUCUGCUCACAUGGCACUGCAUAUAACCCUAGAUGAUUACUUUUGAUCAUUACUAUGUAGAAAAACCACAAGUGGGAAGUGAGAAGGCUGUGUUAAAGCCUGUUGGGCACCAUGUGACCCAAUAACCAGAAGUACAUGCAGGGCUUAUGAUCAGAUAUGGGAAGGGCUGUGGCAGUCUACACAGUCUUGCCUUCGUUCACUGUAAGGCCCCCGUGCAGCUGGAUCAUGUGAGGCAGCAUAAAUAAAGCCAGAGGCAGGCUAAGACGCUUUCAGUUGCUUGAGAAAACGAUCAAUUCUGCUUUCUAUAUCUCUCCCCCCCCAAUAAAACCCAAUUUCAAGCAAAGUAUUACAUCUAGUUCCAAUAGAUCAGCAGGUUAUUAUUAAAAAGGCACUUUUAGCCACUUCUCAGAGGCUUCAGCAUUCCUCCUAAAUUUAGAAACGGUGAGAGUGCUAUUAAAGCAGGAAUACCAGCUGCAGUUUAGUAAGCGUUUAAAAAUAUCUGAUAGCAGAACUGAAACCAGGAAUACAAAAACAUUUAUGCAAUGGAAAUAGUACUAAUUAACGUUGUAUGUGGCUUAAGGUUCUGGAAUAUUUAUUUAUUGUUUUUAUUUAUUUCAUGUAUCAAUUGCUUCCAACAAGACAUUGCAAAGCGGUUAAACAAUAUAGACACAAUUUUCAAGCCCAGUGCUGAUACAGACAGGCAAUAAAAAUCUCUACUUAACAGGCUUGUUGUGAAAGGAAGGUCUUCCAUAGUCACCAAAAAAAUAAUUGAGAUGGAACCUGACAGAUUUGUAACAGGAAGGAAUUCCAAAGGGUAGGAGCCACCAUACAAAAGUCUUGCUUCUCUGUCAACAGAAUAGCAACACAGUUGGAAUAUACAGGCAUAUAGUCUGGCAUUUCUGUUAUUCCUCCAAAUUGCAAUUUUAUCAUCUUGAUACAACAAAUAAAUAAGAGACAUUUCAGUAUGAUAGUUCAUGUUUGGUUUCUUCCUGAAGGGUGUCAUGUUUACUGGGGAAAUUAAUAGGUAGAUUACAACACUUAGGGUGGGAUCUUUAAUGUGAUCUGCUGUACUUUUUUUGGGGGGGGGCAACUAUUGGUGUGGCUUUGAAAACUGCAGGAUUUGCAGCCCACAUAUUUUUCUGCUAUCCUCUGCAAAGCAUUCUUGAAUCCAGAUGUGCAUUGAGCCAUGCCUGCAUUUGGUAGUUCUCUCUGCCCUCUAGUGGUAUAACAUUUUGGUGUCAUGUACUAGGGAAUCAGCAUGUGGGUGAAAAUGAUUGGAGCAUCCUGAGAGAUAUAGUGGACAUUCAGCAGAAUAAGGGGCGUGUCAGGGAACUGCCAUCGGAAGGAAGGGAGGUGAAAGGGCUCACACAGGUUGGGAGAGACUCAGCAGCUGAAGAGGGAACCAGUAGGGGGAGAGGAGCUGAGCUGAGGGAAAGUGAGCUGGAGGGAUGGCUCAGAGACACUUCCAGCGAAAACAGUGGGGAGGUUUCAGGACCUCCUGUAGGGACACCCACUCCUCGCCGGAAACUGACACGCAGAGAGUCCAGAAGACGUGUUUCCGUUAAGGAGCUUUUAUGUUGGAAGCGAUUCCGAAAGCAACCACUGUCGGAAUCUGCUAGUGACUAGAGGAGCCAUGUCUGAGGGGCUCCACACAGACAGAGGUUUGUGGACUUGAACAAACUCUGAGGGGAUACGAUUUUACGCACAAGCAGCUCAUCAUCCCAUCACAGCAUUCCGACAGUCUUUGAAAGCAGCUUGUGCAGGAGAAGGCAUCAUGAGCAACCCAGCCGGAACCGGAGAAGCAGGAGCUGGAGCGGGUCCAAGCCUGGAAGAAAGGUACCGGGUGUUGGAGGUCCAGCUAGCGCUGCAGACGGCGAGGCUUGAGGAGAGGAGGGCUCAGGAUGCAGACAAAAGGGGAAAGCCACCCAGCUCGCCAGAAAGGUACCAGGAUUGGUGCAGAAGUUUGGGGGGGAGCCCAAAGACUAUCAUGGCUUUCGGACAGAGAUGCAAUAUGCCCUCAAUCUGCAGUUUGAUGAAUUCCUGACGAGGAAUCACGAGUGGCUUUCGUGAUUGAGCAUCUUGAAAAGGGGGCGAGAGACUGGGUUAGACCCCUGAUGGCAGCGAAUAGUGACGUCCUAAAGGACACGAUGAAGUUCUUUCGCGCCAUGGAUCUGAUGUUUUCCAGCGAUAUUGAACAGGGAGUGGUGCGCAGACAGUUAAUGGCUUGCAAACAGGGGAGCCGAUCUGUCCGUGAGUACUGGACUGAGUUCACCAUGCUGGUUCACAGAUUGGGGUGGGACUUAUCGGCGGAACCCAUUCAAAUGCUCUUUGAAGAAGGGCUUUCUUCGGCUGUGAAAGACGAACUUUCCCGGGCGCCCAGGGCGGAGUCUAUGGACCAGCUGACCAAAUCAGCGCUGACCAUAGGAGCGCGCCAGGAGGCGAGAGCAUUGGAGAGGCGGGAAGGGAAAGGGGAACGUUGGAAGGAGUUCCGCAUUCCAGACAUUCCAGAGCCAACUUUCCCGCCGGCAGAGCCGAUGGAAAUCGGAACAGCGCGCGCGCGCAGUUUCAAAGCCCAGUGAGGGGGGAAAGAAGGAGGGAAAAGGCGCCCGGAAAUGCUAUCUCUGCCAACAGCCAGGUCACUUUGCCAGAGUCUGCCCCCAGAGGAAGGAAUGGCAAGGGAUGGUAGGAGCUGUGGAGGGAAGAGAGGAAGAAAUACCGGAGCAAGUAAAGCCAACGCCUGGCUGCCACUGUCGGGGCACAGCAGCCAGGCCAAAGAGCAGUGAGAGUGCCCACGCCAGAACCUCCUAAACCCGCCCUAGUGAUAGAAGUGGCGCUAGAGCUGCCAAACGGACACCCUCUAAAGAUAAAGGCGCUGUUGGACUCAGGCAGCUCCUGCAAUUUCAUGAGCAAAGAGUUUGCAGCUGAACACCAGAUACAGACGAUCCCUUUAAGCAACCCCUGCAGGUGACCACGAUCGAUGGCAGGGAGCUGUUGGGAGGAGAAGUCAGCUUGCAGACCGUCCCAAUGAUAAUGAAGGUAGCAAGGCACACCGAACUGAUAGCGUUUAAUGUGGCCACCUUGGGAGGAGCUCCCAUUAUAUUGGGGAUGAGCUGGCUAGCGUUACAUGAUCCGCUGGUGGGCUGGCAUCAGAGAGUGGUUUCUUUUGGUUCAGCACAUUGCUUAGAACACUGCAAAGAGGGAAAGGGUUUGGCAGGGGCCCAAGCCACCCUAGCAGGGACUGAAGUAACGGAGAACGUGAAGGUACCACGACAAUAUGCAGAUCUCCGCGACGUCUUCAGCGAAAGGGAAGCUGACCAACUACCCCCGCAUAGACCCUUUGACUGUCAAAUCAAUUUACUCCCUGGGGCACAGCUCCCUGUAGGCAAGCUGUACGCCAUGUCAGACAGAGAGAUGCAGGAGCUAAGAGAGUUCAUUGACAAGAACCUGAAGAGAGGGUUCAUCAGAGAGUCCAGGGCGGUGGGGGGGAAGCCCAGUGUUUGUUGUGGAUUUCAAAAACACGAACAAGCCGAGGCUGGUGUGUGACUUCAGGGCCUUAAAUGCAGUGUCAGAACCAGUGGCCUUCCCUAUGCCCAGGAUUGACGACAUUUUGACAAGGGUGCGGAAGGGAAAGAUUUUCACAAAGCUGGACCUAAGGGGGGCGUACAACCUGAUACGAAUAAGGAAGGGUGAUGAAUGGAAAACCACCAUGUUCACCCCUUUAGGGGCAUUUGAAUAUUUGGUUAUGCCCUUCGGCCUCCAAGCAGGCUCCGCAUGCUUUCAAUCGUUUAUGAACCACGUCCUGGGGCCUUUGCUUUACAAGAAUUGUGUGGCCUUCUUAGACGACGUGUUGGUGUAUUCUGAGAAUGAGGAGCAGCAUGUGAGAGACGUCAGAGAAGUGUUGAGCAGGCUGCAAGCCAACCAGCUGUGGGUGAAACUGGAGAAGUGUCAGUUUCAUACCAAGGAGGUGGAAUUCCUGGGGUAUCGCCUGUCAGACAAGGGAUUGGCCAUGGAUCCCGGCAAGGUCCAGGCGGUGCUGGAAUGGAAAACACCCAAAACAAGGAAGGAUGUGCAGAGGUUCCUAGGAUUUGGGAACUUCUAUCGUAAGUUCAUCCGAAACUUUGCCCACCUGACGGCGCCCAUUACGGACUGUCUCAGCAGUAAGAAGAAGUUCGUUUGGACUGAGGAGGCGGAGCGAGCAUUUGAGGAACUAAAAAGGGCCUUCGCCUCGGAACAACAACUCCUGCAUGUGGAUUUACAAAAACCGAUGAGAGUGGAAACUGACGCAUCAGACAGAGCGAUUGGGGCGGUGCUUCUGCAGCCAGGGAAGGAGGAGUCAGAGUGGAGACCGUGUGCCUUUUUUCGCGAAAGCUGAACAAAUCCGAGAGGAACUACACGGUGUAUGACCGAGAACUACUAGCCAUUCAUGAGGCGUUCCGGAGAUGGAGGCACCUGCUAAUUGGCGCACAACAUAAGGUGCAAGUGUGCACUGACCACAAGAACCUAGAGUAUUGGAGGACGGCACGAGUGCUCAACCAACGGCAAGUGAGAUGGGCCCAGGAGUUCUCCAAAUUUAACUUUGAGAUUUGUUACGUGCCAGGCCCAGAGAACAUUAGGCGGACGCUCUCUCACGCAAACCUGAAUAUUUGGAGGGGGAGGGAGCACCCGAAGAGAGACAUGUCAUUCCAGAGGACCGCUGGGUGUGUGGGGCGGCAUUGGUGGGACAAAGAGAACUGGUAGAGGAAACAGAGAAUGAUGAAUACGCCCAGAAUAAGCUCAGAGGUCUUAGGGGUGAGGGAGAGGAACCAGGGGGUUUCGAGGAAAGAAAUGGAGCUUUGUAUUACAAAGGGGCACUGUAUAUCCCUGAAGGAGACUUAAGGGGGAGGGUACUCAAGCAGUUGCACGACAGCCCUACGGCGGGGCAUUUUGGACAACACAAAACCAUGUGGUUGGUCACCAGGGAAUUUUGGUGGCCCAAGGUGAGGGAAGAUGUACGUGAGUAUGUAAGAGGGUGCGAGCAAUGCCAGCGAGCCAAAGGGGAAAGGCGGGCGCCGGCGGGGCUAUUAGAACCCUUACCAACCCCAGAACGACCUUGGGAGGCAGUGUCGAUAGAUUUUAUGACUGAUCUGCCGAAGUCCAAAGGGAAAACAGCCAUCAUGGUGGUGGUGGACCUACUAACAAAGAUGUGCCACUUUGUAGCUUGCUCGCAUGCAGUCACGGCGGAAGAGACAGCGAAGUUAUUUGUAGAACACAUUUUUAGGUUGCACGGGGUGCCAUUGAGGGUGGUCUCAGACCGAGGAAAACAAUUUACUUCCAGGUUCUGGAGGAAGCUCAUGAGCUUACUGCAGGUGGAGGUCAAUUUUUCGACUGCCCGGCACCCUGAAACCAACGGGCAGGCGGAAAGAGCAAACGGUGUCCUCCAGCAAUACCUGAGGUGUUAUGUCAAUGACAGAGAGAAUGACUGGGUAGAAAAGUUGGCGCUGGCGGAAUUUGCCUACAACAAUGCCGAGAAUGUGUCCACAGGGAUGAGCCCUUCUUGGCUAAUUAUGGGUGUCAUCCCAGGGCUUUCCCAGGGGGAGAUGGGGAGAGAUGGAGCGUCCCGGCAGCCGAGCAUUUUGUAGAAGAAAUGGAAGCAAUCCAUUGUCAGCUCCAACUCAACUUAGAAAGGGCGAAGGAAGAAUACAAGAGGCAAGCAGACAAGAACCGAAGGGAAGGUGAAACCAUAAGGGUGGGAGAUAGGGUGUGGCUGUCAACCCAAGGGUUGCCGUUCAAAGGAGGUUGUAAGAAAUUAAGACCCAGGAGGUUGGGUCCCUUUGAGGUCAUUCAACAGGUCAACCCAGUGGCUUUCAGGCUCCGGUUACCCAACCACAUGAAACUGCACCCAGUAUUUCACAGGUCGUUACUGUCACCGUACGAAGGGGGACGAGAAGGGAUGGCCACUGGGACCGGUCAUAGAAGAAAGAGAAUGCAGCAGCCAUGUGGCAGAAAUCCUCGACGCCAGGUGGAAGGGGAAUCAGGUGGAGUAUUUGGUAGCGUGGGAAGGAGAACCGGAGUCAGAAAACACUUGGGUAAUGGCCGAAGAUAUCAAUGACGAGGUAUUGAUAGAAACGUUCCAUCAAAGGUUCCCAAGGAAACCUCAGCCUGUGGAGAGGUUCCGGAGGGAAUACUUUGGGACCACUGAUGAGGAGGAGGAGUUGGAAGGCUUCCCGGACUCGGAAGGGGAAGGGGAGAUGGACUCUGAGGAGGAGGAGUACUUCGAGACCAGGAACCGCAACAGGUGGAGAGAAGUGUUCGAGACAUCGGAAGAUGAAGGAAGUUCAUUCCGGGGUGUUGCCUCCUCACCGCCCGUAGAGGAGGGGGCGAGUGGGGGGGGAGGGGGCCCUGGCGGGGGGGUGGAUGUCAGGGAACUGCCAUCGGAAGGAAGGGAGGUGAAAGGGCUCACACAGGUUGGGAGAGACUCAGCAGCUGAAGAGGGAACCAGUAGGGGAGAGGAGCUGAGCUGAGGGAAAGUGAGCUGGAGGGAUGGCUCAGAGACACUUCCAGCGAAAACAGUGGGGAGGUUUCAGGACCUCCUGUAGGGACACCCACUCCUCGCCGGAAACUGACACGCAGAGAGUCCAGAAGACGUGUUUCCGUUAAGGAGCUUUUAUGUUGGAAGCGAUUCCGAAAGCAACCACUGUCGGAAUCUGCUAGUGACUAGAGGAGCCAUGUCUGAGGGGCUCCGUCACAGACAGAGGUUUGUGGACUUGAACAAACUCUGAGGGGAUACGAUUUUACGCACAAGCAGCUCAUCAUCCCAUCACAGGGCGUUACAGUAAUCUAUGCCAAAUAAUUUGCCUUGCUUUACCCCAUCUAGAUUAUUGCUGAAAUUUCCUACAAAUCAUCUUAAACUUUGCUUGAGUUUAUUAGAAGUGAUACGCUUACUACGUUUUUCAAGGCUUUUGAAUAUGUGAGAGUCACAUAGCGGGUAUGGGAAAUUUAGACAUAUGAACUGUGUUUGCACACCUGUUUGUGAUCUGGAGGUAAUUUUUGCAAGUUCAAAAUGCACAGAAGUUAGAUGGCAAGAUCUGUGUAAUACUUGCUAUGCUAUGUUUCUUCUUUAAAUCUGCACAUGCAAAAUUUACUCCUGGUGUUUCUUUUAAACCCUGAAAAAUAUGAUGUGUGAGUGUCACUUCAUGCAUUUUCUUUUUUCUGCUAUGGGAAGCACUUGGAUGUCAGAAGAAUAAUGCAACCUGUCUGUAGGUUGUUAUGGGACAAUUGCACAUGUAGGUAUUCCUAGUAGUGAGUCCAAAAUAUUUUAUAAUACAGUGGUACCUCGGGUUACAUACGCUUCAGGUUACAGACUCCGCUAACCCACAAAUAGUACCUCGGGUUAAGAACUUUGCUUCAGGAUUAGAACAGAAAUCGCACGGUGGCGGCGCGAUGGCAGCGGGAGGCCCCAUUAGCUAAAGUGGUGCUUCAGGUUAAGAACAGUUUCAGGUUAAGAAUGGACCUCCGGAACGAAUUAAGUACUUAACCCGAGGUACCACUGUACUUUACAUGUGGUUCAGACAGUUAUAAUUAAUAAUUUGCUCUGCCCUCUGAAUGACCAAUGCAUCCUUUUCAUUUAUUUUUCAAAGUAUGUGUUAUAUGUGUUUGUUAAGAAGUGCCAGUUGCAAAUGUAAUUGUACCACUAACUUCCCCACAGAUGCUACCAAUCACUUAAAAUAGUUUGAACUGUCAAGAAAGCCUUUUAAAGCAGGUAUUGCUUUUAUACCAGUAGGACCAGAUGUUAAAAAAAUUACAGAAGAAACUGAUCUGGAGUAUGAAGAGAAUUUUUCACUGGAGUAUCAACUCCUCCGGGAAUGUGCAGCUGUAACUCUGAAUUUUGAUCUGUCAGAAAGCCAAGAAGGUAGAGUAGCUAUUGCUGUUUAGUUAUGUUUCCACUCUUACUUUUGUGUCGAUUAAAUAUAUGUAUAUAUGAAACGGCGCUCGUGAAGUGGAGCCCAAGCCAUGUGAAAGCACUGCUGCAAAUCACUUUGUCCUCCUGUGACUUUGUGUUAGGUAUCUGCACUGUAUUGUCUGAUCUUUUGAUUAAAAAGUGGGUCUGGCAAAAUAAAAAGAGGAACUGAUGCCUUUGUGAAGGGGGUGAACAUUUACAAAGGGACUGAUUCCCUAAGGCUUGCCUCCAACUUCUGCAUGUUAGACAUGGGCGUCUGAGCUAGGGAAGACUACAUGCGCAGAUCUCUGUGGGAACUGGAACCCUGGUCAUUCUUUCCUGAACCUUCCCUCCUCAGAUAUCCACCUCACUCAGCACAUGGACAUCAGAGGUGGGAUCAGAAAAUGCCAUAGCUCUCACACUGCUUUCUAUGUGUGGACGCCCUUACCACAAUUGUGAAGGGAUCAAUAGGGAAGUUAUUGUUGGUACAGUGAAUGGCUUAGCAAAUGGCAUGGUGCAGAAGAGACAGGAGUGUGAUCCUAGGUGAGAUUAUGCUAUAUGAUUAGAAGAGUCAGGCAUGGAGAUUCCCCCCACUAUAUAUUGCGCUUUAUAAAUAUUGGUAAGAGUUGCAUGUGUUGUGUACUUGAGUAUGAAGUGAGCCUUUGGUUCAUGUGCUCCACUCUCCUCACGCACAGCUAUUCCCUGAUUUUCUUCCCAGUUUAGACAGCGUUUAUUUGCAGUUUUUAACCCAUAGUAAACUUGUAGCAAGCUGUAGAGAAGGGAAGCUUUAAAAGUUGAUGGAAGGCAAGCAAAGAAAUCAGUGUAAAGGAUUUAAAAAAGAGGAGUGAAGCUUGUGAUCAUAGGAGACGGAGGGAGAGACUAGUUUAGCAGGGGCAUUCUGAAUUAAUUGGAGUGAUGGUACAGUAGCCCACCUUUGCACAAAACCUAAAUUCUUAAAUUUGCAGAUGAGGAGCUGCCUCCAAUUUAUCAUGGAAACCCAAUUACAGACCGAAGAAGCACUUUCCAGGCACAUUUAGCACCUGUUGUGAGCCCCAAACAGGUUAGUAAAAUCUGCUUUCUGACAGGCCUUUCAGUCUCCUCCUCUCUAGGUUAUAAGUAUACAUUUGUAAGCAUGUAUGUAUAUGUUUUUAUUUGCUUAACACAAACACCACAAAUAUGUUUUUUUCUGCAAAAUACAGAUUUCUGAUCCAUUCCAGAGGGUUUUAUUGGCUUAAAUAUUGCUAUCCAGAUUAAAAUUUAGAUUCAGGAUCAUCUUGAAAGAAGAGAUGCGUGGUAGCCUUUUGGAUUCAGGAUAUUUGUAAAAAAAGAGGUGUGCAGUAAUUUGGAUUCAAGAUAAUCAGAUAAGAAAAGAUGAGUGGUAACCUUUUGAAUUGAUAGGGUUGUAUAUCUGGCUUGAAACUGAGCAAUGGAUUGCACAGAAAUAGCACAUGUUAUCCUCAGCUCUGGGAUAACUUACAGAGUCCUACAGGCAUUAUCUGUUCCAUGAAAGCUUUUAUUUGAAAAGCAUAAGACCAAAGUAUGCACAGUGGUCAGCUUUAAAAAAGGUAAAGGACCCUAGACAGUUAAGUCCAGUCGCAGACGUCUCUGGGGUUGCUGCGCUCAUCUCGCUUUACAGGCCAAGGGAGCCGGCGUUUGUCUCACAGACAGUUUUUCGGGUCAUGUGGCCAGCAUAACUAAGCCGCUUCUAGUGCAACGGAGCACCGAAACCAGAGCAGUGCACGGAAAUGCCGUUACUCUCUCGCCGGAGCGGUACCUAUUUAUCUACUUGCACUUUUUGGCGUGCUUUCGAACUGUUAGGUUGGCAGGAGCAGGGACCAAGGAACGGGAGCUCACCCCGUCGCAGGGAUUCAAACCACCGACCUUCUGAUCGGCAAGCCCAAGAGGCUCAGUGGUUUAGACCACAGUGCCACCCGCGUCCCUUGGCCAGCUUUAUGCCUCUGCAAAUAAAUUACCUGAGGGAAAUACAUCUGUGAGCAACCAUAGUGGGAUUUGGUGCAGUGCAAACGCCUCCGUUGUUUCCUAGGCUGUUCCCUUCUGCUGAUAUGAAUACCUGCAGUGACUGAAGUUUCAAGGGACCUGGCAGUUAUCUAGUCCAACCCCCUGCAAUGCAGGCAUCUCAACAUGUGGUCCACCAUCCAAUUUGAAACCCUGCUUAGUUUUGCAAAUUUGCCAGAAGUUUUAUUGCUGCACCACUAGAGUUUGGAGUAUAGCCCACUGGCCUCAGUGGGACAUACUCCUGAGUAGAUAUUCAUAGGAAUGCACUACUAAUGCACACAUACCAGACUAGCCUAUUUAUAAUUUCUUGUUGUUCCAUCGCAGGUAACUCACCAAAGGAGGCGAUAAGCUCUCUUUCCUCCUGGGGUGUCAGAGAGUUAUUGGCACAAUCGUAGUGUUUAGUUGUAGGAGUGGAGGCAUUUUGGGACUGGCCCAGACAUGGGGUGUACAGCUCAGCCCUCUUUUGUGGUUCAGGAUGGGAGGGUUGUACUGUCUCCUGAUUAAUCCCUCCGAUAGGAGGGGUCUAAUUAUGGAAUCCAUGAAGACUCUCGUUGGAAAAAUGCCAAGACUAUUCAAAAACACUUUUGCUUAAUAAUAAGAGAGGGAUUUUUGCAGAGUGGAAAGCCAGCAUCAUUCUCUGAUAUCUGUUCUGUUGGAUUAAGGGAAGCACAGCACAAAGAUCUAUUUGUGAUGUCUCAAGUUUUAGAAGCCAUCUGAGGUGCUCUUUAGUCCCAUGUAGCGUUGCCCAACUUGGGUCCCUUUCCCGGAAGGUUAGGGAAAUCUUCCUUGGCUGUAGAGUCAGGGAUUGGCGAUUCAGUGAGGGGUUGAGAUUAUAUUUGCAGUUCUUCAUACGAUCAGUGUUUGGUGGCGCUUUCUGCCGGCACAAUGGAGCAUCUACUGCCCCAUCUUGGGCUGUCUGAACCGGCUGGUCAUCCAGUUUUUGCUGAAGGCUGUGCAGCUGAGAGGAUAGGCCAUCAAUUCUCUUAAAUAUACAGUUUAGAGUUCUAAUUAUUAGAUGGAGUUGCUCACAACCUGUGCAGUCCGCAGAUUCGGCCACCAACACCUCCUUCGGAUAGGGACCAUCCCCAUUUGUGUUACCAUUGGCUUUUCCAAUUUGUAGCGUCUCAGGGGCCUCAUCUUUUGAUGUUGUUUCAAGGGCCGUUAGAGGAUCGAAACGAUUUUGAAUUGCUAUUGAGUAGAUACAUUCCUCGGGGCCUCUCCCACCUUUAGGUAAACCCUUCCUUGAUUGCUUAGGCCUCGGAGAGGAUAAUGCCUCGUCAGGGUCUCUUGGGCGUUUUCCAUGGCCCAUAAAUCAAUUUUGCAGGGGAACCGUCGUGAGCACUGUGCUGGGGAGCUCCUUAAAUCCUUUAGUCUUCCUCACAGGAAUACUACCACUUCCAGGAGAGUGGUGCUGUAAAAUUACUCACAGUAAGGCAGCCAGUUCAAGCCUCUUCCUUCCCUCUUCCUUGUUCCUAGGAUUUUGGAACAGCCCGGUUCCAGCAGUCGGGCAAACUUCACUUCGCAAUAUGCAGUAAGCUAAAAGGAAAUAGCUGGUUGACAGGGCAGAGGAUUUAUGCCCAGGAAAACUUUUCACUUAUCUCUCCCAGUUAGGGAGGCGGCGGCAGCCGUGGCGGCGAAUCCGGGGGGGUCGGAACAACCCAGAUAAAACAAAAUAACACAAGUGGAGCGAUAUUAAAAGACAGCCAGCACAGCCAGCAGAUCAUUAAAACUCUCGGAUAAAAACAAAGGAGGAUAAAACCGCUUAAAACCACGUAAAACUUUGAUGAGGGUAAACGAAAUUACUUGGUAACUACCUUCGUCGCCAUGUUGGAGGAGGAGCACACAUACCAGACUGUGCCAGCUCAGUCCCAUUUGUGUGGUGGUGGUGGUGGGAACUGUUUUAGAAUUGCUGGUUGAUUAUUAGCACAGUUAGUUAUUUACAUUGCCCUCCUUUGGUGCAUUUUUCCCCUUAGAAAGGGAAAUAUAUGAUUUGGGAAACUGUUUUCAAAGCAAAAUUCUCUUUGCAGAUACUGUGAACUGUGUCUUGAGGUAUGCUAUAUCAGUUUUUUUCCUCUCCCCAGCAUAGUAAGUGAAUUUGCUGUGAAAUAAUGGGAAUACUGCAAAGAUAAAUAUUGGAGAUGUAUUUUGAUAACUCUAGAGAGAUGACGUUUUUUUCUCCUUUUGAAUUAAAAGCAAUUUGCUUGCCAGGCAUGUUUUCUCAAGCUCUCACAGCUUUAAUAAUGUUUUGCUUAAAGUGGUAUUAAUUAUGCAUUGUUUAUUAAAACAGUUUUUUCAUCACAAGGUUUAUCUAGUACAGGGAAACAUGAGGCAUCUGAUAAGAACAGAACAAUAGAUAACUACGUUUAAGGAGAUAUGGGGGGAAAGGACAACUAAUAAAUUACCAUCUAAUUCUUUAUUGAGCUCUUAGGGCCUACAGUGCAGACAAAGAUUAAAUGUGUAAAAGGGGUAUUGGAUCAAUCUUGAUUAUUUCCCCAGAUUAACACAAUAGAUUCUGUAACCUAUUGGGCAAAAAAGCAACCCAGUGUGGUGGUGUUGUUGUUGUUGUUGUUGUUGUUGUUGUUGUUGUUGUUGUUGUUUUAAUCCACAUACUGUUGAUCCUGUUGAUUUAAGUUUCUGAGUGAGAAAAAAGCUUUGCAGGCUACACAGAGUGACCUAGAGCUCAAACAGGAAGAUGGUGUGUGGGUCCAGGGUGCCAACCCCCAGAAGCAGCCUUUGAUGUCUUGAUCUGUAAAGGCCUGUUGACGUUAUUUCUACCACUUCAUAUUUCAUUUUCUUACACAAAGAGCCCCUUGUGACUUUCUAGAUCAGGCAGUGCAUCUUCUCUGGCAUCUGAUCAGCAGUGUUUUGCUUUAAUAAGAUAUCAAGGGCCCCAUUUUUCACCUCCUCACAUGCCUUGCCAAAUGUACAAGACUGGCCCUGUGUACCUGGCUGGCUGCUCACGUUUCUAAGCAUACAAAACUUUUCCCAAGGCUAAGAGCUGCAGGUCAAUCUUCCUCCAGCACUUUCCUUCCACAACAGUUUGCUAUAUCCUUCAUCUUCACCUUCUUCUCUUUACUCCAUCCACACUCUUCAUUUAAAAUUUUGACAAUGGCUUGAAUUCCAAGUGCAUCUUCCAUUCAUGGACUCCCUCAUUUCCCAAUACCACUUUGAAGGACCUCACAGAGCAGAAUUGCAGAGAUCAGUGGAGAAAAGGGGGUGGGGUGGGGGUGGUGGAGAUGGGAAGGUAUAUUCCAUGAGCUCUGCUCUGUCUAGAGAAGGAAAUGUAGGAUCUCAGCUUAUGUUUGCAUCACAUUUUUCAGCCAUUCUCAAAGUGCCUUUUAAAAUAUGUAUAGUUAUAGCAUAACUAAGGACAUUGGUUAUACAGUCCAAGUUCCAGACUUUUUCCUCCAAAGAAAGGGAUAGAAGGUACUACAGGCGAACAUGGAGGCUGGGCAAUGGUAAAAAAAAUGCUAACCCAAAGAAUCAGUCCUUCUGUAACCUGUUCCUUUCUUUUCUUCCCCCAUCUGUAACCUGUUCCUUUAUUUUCUUCCCCCAUCCCAGUCCAUGUUCCUUGUAAGCCCCAACAGUCCAUGUAGCUGAAGUUGUACUCUGGGGCACCCUUGGUUGUCUUGGAAAAUCUUCAUUUCACUCGUGUUCUUUGGAGUUUUGUGGUUUACCAUUAACUUCCUUGAGCAUCACUAUCUCAGGUGGUACUGGGUGCAUUUUACCAUUACACCAAAUCUGAAAUUAGCCUUUGCUAACCUUGCGUCCACCAGAUAUUUUGAACUACAAUUCUUGUCAUUCUAUUGGCCAUGCUGACUGAUAGGCAUUGUAGUACAAACAUCUUGAGGGCACCAGGUUGGCAAUGGCUGUCUUAAAUUUUACGCUUGCAGGCUGUUGUCUUGCGCACAUUUGCACAGACGUAUACACCACUGCAUCCAGUGGCAUUUACUGCCAAGGAAACGUGUACUUGUGCAAAUGAAUAAUUUCUUGUACCAGAAGUAUGGAUGUCAUAUUUUAGUCUGCACCACUGUUGCAUUUAAUUUAAUUGAAAUGUUUUAGUAGUAACCGCAGAGAAUGAGCCUUGUUUGCAAAACCUUAAAAGUGAAGCAUAUAAGCAUUUAUACGUUGGGAGAAAAAAACCCUUUUUUUCCUUUGUAGGUGAAAAAUGUUCUUGCUGAGUUGUACAAGAAUAAGAAAAUAGCCAGUGCUACUCACAAUAUAUACGCAUACAGGUGAGUAGUCAAUUUUCAGUGGCAAUUAUUUCAGAGGGAUGAACGAGAGAAACAUCUGCCUUGAUUGCGUUACCUUAAUAGCAUCAAAACUCUCUUGCACUGUCAUACAGUGUAACUACAGUUGGUUAUGGUAGAUUUUAAGGCGUUUGAAUAAAAGUAAGAGUCCUAUAAACAAUAUUGUUGAGAUAUGUAUUAUGGGAUAAGCAGCAAACAUGGCAGGAUGUUUGCUUUGUUACUUGACACUUUUUGUUUCACUUUUUGCUUUUAGGAUAUACUGUGAAGACAAGCAGACUUUCUUACAGGAUUGUGAAGAUGACGGUGAAACAGCCGCAGGUGGACGUCUUCUCCAUCUCAUGCAGGUAAAAAUCCCAGUGUUUGGAUUGUAGUUCUAAAAUAAAGUUUAUUCUACAAAUCUGUAUUGAGUGUAGAUGAUAGAUACAGUGGUACCUCUGGUUAAGUACUUAAUUCGUUCCGGAGGUCCAUACUUAACCUAAAACUGUUCUUAACCUGAAGCACCACUUUAGCUAAUGGGGCCUCCUGCUGCCGCACCGCCGGAGCACAAUUUCUGUUCUCAUCCUGAAGCAAAGUUCUUAACCUGAGGUAAUAUUUCUGGGUUAGUGGAGUCUGUAACCUGAAGCGUAUGUAACCUGAAGCGUAUGUAACCUGAGGUACCACUGUAGAUAGAUUACAUAGAUGAUAGAUAAUGAUUAGAAAGCAUUAUUUGAGUAUUUUUACACAUGGGAGCUAAAUGAUGGAAAUACUAUAAAGUAAUAAAAACAUCCUACCAUCCAGGUACUGUUUAGUGGAAAUUUCAGUUUCUAGGCAUAGAAUUACAAGAUCUGCAUAAAGAUACUAGAGACAGAAACACUGAAAAUGGCAGUCUGUGCCUAAUUUCUCCGGUUUCCUUUACAUUACAUUUACAUUAUGGUGCAGUGAGAUUCCUUUCCCAUAUGCCACACAUCACUGUGUUUCAAAAUGUGGUAACAUCACAUUACAUAGAAGCCCAGUUCAUAUGUCACAUCAAACCACAAUUAACCAUAAACUCUGCACCUGCUGGAAAGUUCUUCAUCCUCCUCGUGCGCCAGGCCAUAACAGAUCAAAACAGUAGAAGAAUCAAGUAUGUGUUGUUGUUUUUAAAUUAAAUCGCUAGCUGUCUAUUAAAAAAAAAAAAGGAAAUAAGUAAUUAGCCUCCCCUGUGGGAAAAGGAAAUUGAUGCAGGGCAAUUCUCAGGGAGGCUACUCAAGGGGAGAUUAGUCACUAAUCCCCCCAAUGUAAUCAAUAGAUGGCAAUAAAAUUGCUUGAACCUGUAAAUUAGAAGCGCUUCAUUUAAAGGCACGAGAGCCCCGAAAAGCCUUAAUAGCACUCCGUCUCUCAGCAAUGAAAAGAGUAGCCAUGCAACUGGGAUUUAUUACAAAAGAAAUUGCUAUGAAUUGUGUCUGAAACCAAGGAGGACCACCUUUUUGUCUGUGUGCUAUUUCCUUUUACUGUAGUAGAUCUCCUCCUAAGGGAGAUGCAGACAACAUGACCUGUUCAUGUUUUACAGUUUUGAACACUUGGAAUUUGAUGCCUGUGACAGAAUUUGGUUUUUGGAAAAUCCCAAUGUGGUUUUAAAAUAUCUGGGACUUAAAGCAUUCGGCAAUGACUUCCCAGAGAUUUGGUGGUGUUUUCUUUCUUCUAUGAGCAAUGGCUCAAAAACUGACUCCCCGUCAGAGAGCACUCUUGGGAAUGACCUACUUGGCUAAAUGAUGGGAGGAAAGUAUUCUCUUCUUUGACGUAUUUGCUAUCAUGAAUUCUUUACUGUUUGUAUAUGUUGGUGAAAACAACAAAACUUUUAAAGAAUCUUUGUGGAUCUUGCAAUGGAGAUAAUUUGAAAGCAUAGGCCAUGGUCCUAAUCUGGUCCAAGGGCAUGUAUGGCUGUAUUUAAAAACUAGAUACAUGCAAUGGGCAGGUGAAAGAUUGUGUCCAGCAUUCCAUGAGUCAGUCUUGCUCCAGCCUCAUCUAAUAUCUGGUCUCUAAGAGGCUUCAAGUUGCUGUAGCUUCUCUUCCAGCUUGCUCUUGCUGCAGGCGUACAAACAGGGCACAAGUGUUGCAGAUCACUGCAGCAGCUUCCUCUCCAUCCAUGUCUCUUGGUCCUACGUACGCUGUGAGAUAGCACACUGGGCAUCCUCCUAAAACUCAGCUAAAUGCCCUCGCAAUGCCCCUUUUUACACGUCAUGGCCAGAAGAGCUUCACCUGCUGGAUUUUUCCCCUGUAGUGAUUUUAGCCUUCGCUGAAUGGGAGGUCUGGGGUCCGGCAGGUGGCGCUGCUGCCUCCACUCCUGCAGCCCUGUACAUUUCAUUUACAAUAGCUCUCCUCUUCCUGCUGUACUUCUUCCCUAAUAGCGAGAGUAGUUAACAGUCAGAUGCUGAAUUUAUUAAGUACAGUGGUACCUCGGGUUAAGUACUUAAUUCGUUCCGGAGGUCCGUUCUUAACCUGAAACUGUUCUUAACCUGAAGCACCACUUUAGCUAAUGGGGCCUCCUGCUGCUGCCGUGCCGACGGAGCCCAAUUUCUGUUCUUAUCCUGAAGCAAAGUUCUUAACCCACUUUCUGGGUUAGCGGAGUGUGUAACCUGAAGCGUAUGUAACCCGAGGUACCACUGUAGAUGCUGGAUAUGCCUAAAUUGUUGACGUACCAGUGCAGAAUUUGAGUUUCUGGACCAAUGCCAGCUUUUCUUAUUAAAGAAUUUUGGGCAAGGGAAUACAGAGUUGGCUUGUGCUUAAAACAAAAAAAGAGUAAUGUUUGUUUCUAGAAAUAUUCCAGAGCGUGGCAUCAACAAUGACAUGCGCUCAUUGUAUACAGGAGAGCGCAUCCAGGCAGACACAAGUCACACAGCUCAUCUUCCAGAUGUUAAUGGACAAGUGUUUUUAUACAGAUCCUGGAUGUCCACAAUGUUCUGGUGGUGGUGUCCCGCUGGUAUGGUGGUAUCCUGCUAGGACCAGAUCGUUUUAAACACAUCAACAAUUGUGCCAGAAAUAUACUUGUGGAACAGAACUACGCCAAGUCCCCUGUAAGUCUACCCUAAUAGCAAUGGCUUCUGUUAACUGGCUGCUGAAAUGCCACACACAUAGACAUACUCUAAAAUGGCAUGUACAUGUAACUGAAUUUUUCAGUUUACUUCUUGCAUGAGAAAACUACUAUUUAAAUUUUUCCCCCCAAGUUUAAAAGUAGUUUGGUGGGAAAGCUUUUUCAAUGAAUAGGUUGUGUUUUGGUGAAUAUUAUUUCUCAUGCCCAAUCCCCGGACUGACAGUUUUCUCCUUCACCUCCCCACAAGUUCAGUGUGGGACUGGUUCUGAGAAGGAAACAAUGGAAUAAAGUCAGAGGUGCAUGCUUGUGAGUGGCUGAACGCCACUUUUCGGUCUUGCUUCCUUUUCUGCUUGAUGUGUUUGGUGCAUGAUUUCUGUGGCAAAAGGAAAGAACAGGAGUUGGAAGAUGAGCACUGAAGACAGAGGGGGAAAGAUCAAGUAGCACCACGAGACAUGGCAAAGCUAAGACAUGUAAUAAGAGGAGAUUAGGUGGGCAGUGGUGGAGAGAUGGAGAAUUUUAAAGGUAAAGGCUAUAGAGAGUGACAGAGGGUCUUGAAUUUUUAGGAGACUAAUUUCUACCCUGUGUUGAAGGUAAUUCUGUAAACAGGGUAUAAAACCUGUAAAAACUUCAUGUUCAUCUGAAAUCAACUGUCUUUUGUACCAGUUGCUAAGUUUUUUGGAAUGCAUCCAAUACUUAAAAUCUUUCAGAGCCCUAAAACGCCACCUGCUCUGAAAAAAACGUGGUGUUUUAUGAUUCAGUGGGUUAUACAAUAGUAUUAUUGAUCUUGGUCAUAUAAAAGAGGGGGUAAAUGAAGCAUAAUAGUCUAAACAUUACUCUUUUAAAAAUUAUAUUAAUCAGAAACAACACCAGUGUGCCAUGGAAAGUACAGUGUAAUUUAUUUACGAUAUGUUGUUAAUGUAGUGCCUGUUUUCUGUGCAGAAAGCCCCACAGCUGGCAAGAAAGAGCUCCAGUUGUAUUGUCUGUUACUCAUACCUAGGAGAAAACAGUUCCUAUAUAAAGCCUAACGGCAAAAAGUUGAAAUGGAAUCUAUUCUGUAACGUCUCCAAUGGUUAUGAAUGGUUAGCAUCAUUUUGCAGACAACUUUUUCCAUUCAGAAAUAAUCUUAAUGAUACAAGUAUAAAUCUUUUCAGAAUCCGUUCAGUGAAUCAGGAAAAUAUAAAACUAAACAGAGUAUUAAUUGUAGAUCAUUAACCUUGAAAGUAUCCUACCAGUGUAGAAAAGCACAGCGGCUUAUGCAGAGUAAGAAAUAAGUCAUGCUCAUUUUGAUUUUUUUCCUCCUCUCUCUAGGAAAAUUUAUCUAAGCAGCUGGGGAAGAACAAAAUAAUAAGGAAGGACAAGAAGAAAAUGUAA
This is a messenger RNA of Podarcis lilfordi (Lilford's wall lizard), 21909 nucleotides long. Lineage: Eukaryota; Metazoa; Chordata; Lepidosauria; Squamata; Lacertidae. The record is from the annotation of a GenBank genome assembly.